AUGGGAGGGACGAAGUUUGUUAACUCCAUGUCUGAUGAAUUUGAAAUGAUAGACGAUGAAGAAGAAUAUGAGGAGUCUGGCAAGGAUAAUCGAUUCCUUGGGUUCAUGUUUGGAAAUGUAGAUAAUUCUGGUGAUCUCGACGUUGACUAUCUUGAUGAGGAUGCAAAGGAGCAUCUUUCUGCGUUAGCUGACAAGCUGGGUCCAUCACUGACAGAUAUAGAUUUGUCAGGGAAAUCACCUCAAACGCCACCUGACGUUGUUGAACAAGGUGAUUCUCACAUGACUUACGAUUGUGAUGAAAAAGCUGAAGAUGCAGUUGAUUAUGAAGAUAUUGAUGAAGAGUAUGAUGGUCCAGAGACAGAAGCUGCUAAUGAAGAAGACUAUUUAUUGCCAAAAAAAGAAUUUUUGUCUGCUGAAGCAUCUGUAUGUUUGGAAUCCAAAGCUUCUAUCUUUGAUGAUGAAAAUUAUGAUGAAGAAUCUGAAAAGGAGCAAGACUCUGUGAAUGAAGAUUCUAAAUUCACAUAUACUAGCUUUGUUCUUUCAGAGGAGCAGGAAGAGAGUUUUGUAGAUGCAUCUAAAGAAGAGAGUACUCUUGAACAUGAAUUACAUGUUGACUCACUGCAGACUGAAGAAUUGGAUGCCGAUGUACAAAAGAUUGAGGAGGCUAAAGAAGGAUGGGGGAAGAAGUGUAGUACCCUGGAAGGGCCUGAGGUUCAUAAGAGGUCUAUGCCAUUGCCUGUUUUAUGUGUGGAAGAUGGUGUGGCAAUUUUACGCUUCUCUGAAAUCUUUGGGAUUCAUGAACCUCUUAGAAAGGGAGAAAAGAGAGAGCAUCGACAACCUAUUCCUAGAGAUAGAUACAAGUCUUUGGAUUUAACUGAUGAUUUUAUUGAAGAGGAUGAAGAGGAAUUCCUCAAGGGCUCCUCCCAAAGUCUCUCACUUACUGAACAGGUUGCUGUAGUUAAUAAUGAUGUAUCAGAAAACAAUGAUGUUGACUCGGAGUUUCCAAAAUUUGGAUUUCUUCAUGCUGAGCCCUCGGUGUCCAGGAAAGAUGAUCAUCAAUCAAAGGACUUGUGUCUUAGUGCUGAACCAAUGAAAGGGGAUUUUGAAGAAGACCUUUCCUGGAAAGAUCAUCCCUUCAUAUGGGGCAACUUUUAUCCUCUUGAUCAGCAAGACUGGGAAGAUGAAAUCCUUUGGGGCAACUCUCCUGUUCCAAGUAAUAAUACAAAUGAAAGCUGUGAAAUUUCUGGACCUGAGUUGGGAGCUUCUGCUGGCAGUGAAAUAGAAAUUGAAAGUGGGAUCCAGAAUAUUCAGAUUGAGGCUCAGAAGAUAUUGGAAGAUAAAGAUCAUAAUGUCUUGUGCAGUUCUCCUGUCUCAUUGGAGCCCUUUGGCUCAGGGGAUUCUUCUGGAGCUAAAACCAAUUUAAUAUCCAGAAGUCUAUUUCACCCCCAACUUUUAAGGUUAGAAUCCAGAUCUGAAGUGGAUAGUUCUAGUCUUGCUGAUGGAAAAGAAGGGGAGAUAUCUAAGUAUAGUCAAAGUGGUCAAGUAAAGCGUUUUAACAAGAUUAUAUCACAAAACAGAGACAUGAUGGAGGAUUCCUGGUUAGACAAGAUAAUCUGGGAGGAGCUUGAUCAGCCUAUGGUGAAACCAAAGCUUAUCUUUGAUCUUCAGGAUGAUCAGAUGCACUUUGAAGUUUUGGAUAGUAAGGAUGGUGCACAUCUUCGCCUUCAUGCUGGGGCUAUAAUUUUAAGUCGUUCUUUAAAAUCAAGCAGUGGGGACUCUUCUGAACUACCAGGACAUGGAAGUCAAUAUGGAUGGCGAUAUGUUGCUAAUGACAAACAUUAUUCAAACCGUAAAACUUCUCAGCAAUUGAAAUCAAAUUCCAAAAAACGCUCAGCUCAUGGUGUCAAAGUUUUCCACUCUCAACCUGCACUGAAGCUUCAAACAAUGAAAUUGAAGUUGAGCAAGUAA
Sphenostylis stenocarpa is the source of this 1968-nucleotide messenger RNA. The record is from the annotation of a GenBank genome assembly. NCBI's taxonomy places the organism in Eukaryota, Viridiplantae, Streptophyta, Magnoliopsida, Fabales, Fabaceae.